GUUUUCAUUAUGCAACUCAAGAAAAUUGGAAGUUUGAUUUGAUUAUCCCACGAUCUUAUGGUUUCCGAUAACACCCCAAACCUUACGGCACUCCUUCUGGCAUUAACGUCCGAGUGAUCCCUCGCCGCUGCUCCUCAUACGGAGACAGGCGGACGGAGGUCCAAGCCGGUCGAGCUUUAGGGUUUAGCGGUUGAGGGUUUCUGCGGUGCGGCAGUAGCUGGGAUCUCUCCCUCUUCCAAUCGCUGGUCCACAUUCUGUAAGAAACUUGACGGAGAUGGCAGAUCCUUACUGGAACGCGGGUGGAGUUCCCGGCGCGCCUGCUGAGAAGAGGCAACGACCCACCUACGAUUUUGUACCUCCUGGAGCUGGAGUUGGACUUGAGGUGGGGAUGCAAAUUGGUCAAGGGAUUCCUGGUUAUUUGGUUCGCAAUGAUGGCCAAACUGCAAAUAAUGUUGUGAAGGACACUAAAUCUCUUAUGGCUUCAUAUGACCGCUAUUUACAAAAUGGGCAAAUUUCUAGUCAUGCCGCUGGAGAAUCCAGUACAAUGGCUGCUGGUGGCUUUGGUGGCACUGGCAUGCCUGUUGGAGCAGUUGCUGGGCCACCGUUGGGAGGGGUGGCUGGACUGCCUCUCAGUGAGCCUGUAUUAAUGGGUGGUCCAGGGCUUGUUCCUCCAAAUGUUCCAGCAAAUGGUCGAAACGUGAUUUUUGGUAACCAGCCACCUGUUGACCUUUCCGUAAGGCCUGGGCUUGAAGCACGUCUUCCUCCAGAUGCUUCCAAUACUCUUUUUGUGGAAGGGCUUCCACCCGAUUCCACACACCGAGAAGUAGCUCAUAUCUUUCGACCAUUUCUUGGUUACAAGGAAGUUAGGCUUGUAAAAAAAGAAUCUCGCCAUCCUGAAGGAGAUCCUUUAAUCCUGUGUUUUGUGGACUUUGCAAAUGUCAACUGUGCUGCAACUGCACUGAGCGCUUUGCAAGGUUACCGGAUGGAUGAACAAGAUCAGGACUCACCAGUACUACGGAUACAAUUUGCUCGAUUUCCUGGACCAAGGUCCGGUGGUGGCAUGGGAGGUCGUGGUAGGCGAUAAACAGAAACUUGGGCAAGAGUAUAUCUUGCUAACAUUUUGGUGUAGUUCCUCUUCAGUCAUUAUGUCCUAAUUUUCAGUGCCUUGGAGCUCAUGUUCAAUUUCUGUGGUAACAUGCAGUGUAUUAAUGUAAGAAAAUUUAGAAAAACAAUCCCAAUUUUGAUGGUUUUACAGAAACAUGCACGACUUAUGGGAAAUUACAUUUAACUGGCUGUCUAUACUUUAUACUUAA
Messenger RNA from Nymphaea colorata (pocket water lily), 1313 nucleotides. Its product is annotated as RNA-binding protein 2-like. Lineage: Eukaryota; Viridiplantae; Streptophyta; Magnoliopsida; Nymphaeales; Nymphaeaceae. The transcript is spliced from 6 exons. Bases 275 to 1084 code for a protein of 269 amino acids. Gene Ontology annotation, molecular function: mRNA binding. The record is from RefSeq and is a predicted model, not a curated record.